Messenger RNA from Harpegnathos saltator (Jerdon's jumping ant), 1206 nucleotides. It is a transcript of the gene Def2, whose product is annotated as defensin 2. The record is from RefSeq and is a predicted model, not a curated record. NCBI's taxonomy places the organism in Eukaryota, Metazoa, Arthropoda, Insecta, Hymenoptera, Formicidae. The transcript has 2 exons. Gene Ontology annotation, biological process: humoral immune response; defense response to bacterium. Bases 86 to 388 code for a protein of 100 amino acids.
AGACACUUGGAAGCAUCAUUGUCUGAUUCGGAUUCAAUUCGCCAAGAAGUAGUCCAGUCGUGGAACCGUGUCUCUGUGACGAGUCAUGAAGCUGCUCGCUAUCUUCGCCCUCUUCUGCGUGUUGGCGUACGCCUCGGCGAGCGCGUUGCCUGCCGUCUACGAUGGACCGAUUUAUGAGCUGACCCCCAUUGAGGAAGCGGCGUCCGACAACACGCCACGGGACAUGGCAGAGGAAGUGCCCAUCCGACAGCGUCGGGUCACCUGCGACCUCCUCUCUUGGACGAGCAAGUGGUUCAGCUUCAACAACAGUGCCUGCGCGGCAAAGUGCUUAGUGCAACGUCGUCGGGGCGGUUCUUGCAGUGGCGGUGUCUGCGUCUGCAGGGGUUAAACGUGACUACUUUCCGGUACGUCUCAUCGGUCACCCUUAUUGCACACCCCGGAUCCACGCACUCUCUCACCGUUCUCGCUCCCGCGGCAACGACUACGUCGCUCGUCCUUAGGAUCAGUCAUCGCGAUCGAUUGUCGGCCUGCCCUUGAAGCGCGGGUGUCUGUCUCUCUUGAUCUCCCUCUCUCUCUCUCUCUCUCUCUCUCUCUCUCUCUCUCUCUACCUAUUUAUCUACCUAUCUAUCUAUCUAUCUAUCUCGGGUGCGUGUAUAUACGCCCGCGGGCUCUGUGAAUUUUCGCAAGAGCCGAUAUUGUCAUUUCGUCGAUGGAAAUUGUUUGAUCGUUUUUGCCGCAGCAGCGUGUCAUUUAAAUAAUAGCCGCGCCGGCAGCGCGACGAGACGGGCUUUUUACAUACGUAAAUGCGAUAUGAUGGCAAUUGAUACCAUCUGCUCUGAUUAUUAACGGGGAUGAUUACUCGAUCAUUUAUCCCGAUGGAACGGAUGAUAAUCUCGACAAGCUGCAGUAUCGGUUACGUACGGAGAGGGAAGAGAGAAGAUCAGAAGAAGCAGAGAAAUGAAAUGAAGAUGAGAGAAGAUCGCGGCUGUAAGAGCGGAAAGUGUCUUAAUGUAUGCACGUCGGCUCAUAUGAAGUGGCACGUAAACGCUUAAAUGUGUGAAGCACUCCGAGUGAUACUAAUCAGUCAUCGCGAUAACGAUAGUAGCCAUAUUUAUACGCACUUUACUUUGUAUCUACUUUUUUCUAUUAUACACUUACCUGUACUUGUACCAUAGAAUACAAUAUAUGUUCAUGCAAACACUCGUA